AAUUUGAUUCUUGUGUGUUUUUGUCUCUGUUUGUCUAUCACUUCUUUCCAUUCAUCGUACUUUUAGAAAUGCUUUAUUUUUAUUCAAUUUGAUUCUUGUGUGUUUUUGUCUCUGUUUGUCUAUCACUUCUUUCCAUUCAUCGUACUUUUAGAAAUGCUUUAUCUUUAUUCAAUUUAAUAGAUAUGCAUUAGUUUU
Messenger RNA from Rubroshorea leprosula, 195 nucleotides. The record is from the annotation of a GenBank genome assembly. Lineage: Eukaryota; Viridiplantae; Streptophyta; Magnoliopsida; Malvales; Dipterocarpaceae.